Messenger RNA from Eufriesea mexicana, 2895 nucleotides. RefSeq names its product alanine aminotransferase 1. The record is from RefSeq and is a predicted model, not a curated record. Gene Ontology annotation, molecular function: transaminase activity; pyridoxal phosphate binding. Lineage: Eukaryota; Metazoa; Arthropoda; Insecta; Hymenoptera; Apidae. Bases 329 to 1957 code for a protein of 542 amino acids. Gene Ontology annotation, biological process: biosynthetic process. The transcript has 6 exons.
AACAACAUAACCUAUGAUCUGAUUUAGGCAGAAGAAAAUAGUGUCGUCUUGGGCGUUGCAUCUUGCGCACGCUCCGUUCCGCAGCGAGACACGCAGAGAGGAGCGUGGGGUUCCUUUGUCGGGGAACACUGGUGAAUUCGUGGAAGCUAACGGCGGUCGCGUCUGGGCCCUCCGUGAAACUGAUAAACGCAUUCAUUCCGGCUGACCGAAUGAGGUUUUAAGCACGCUGCGCAUGCGUGAACGUCUCCUAAACCGCCGAACAAAUUACCGGAACCGUCUGCCGACUGAGUGAAUUGGAGGUAAAGAGAGAGGACCGACCGGAGAAACGAUGCCUCAGGCACGCUGGUGGAACGCUGUUAUCGCGAGCAGUCGGCCUAGGACGUGGGAACAACUAACUGCUUCUGCGGGGUCAGGGGCGACGAGAGGCAGAGUAUCUGCACUCCUGACGACUGCUGAAGCGGUAGUCCACCGGCCGGCUGCCGACAGAGCACUCCGUCGCGGUAUGGCGAUCGCUUCACCAGGAAGCAAAGUCCUCACCGAGGACAAUGUUUUCAUAAAUCUCCGGAAAAUGGAAUAUGCAGUGCGCGGGCCUCUUCUCAUACGCGCUCUCGAGAUCGAAAAAGAACUCCAGAAGGGAGUCAAGAAACCAUUCAAAGAGGUGAUAAAAGCCAAUGUAGGCGAUGCACACGCUAUGGGUCAACAGCCCAUUACUUUCUUGAGGCAAGUACUGACGUUGACGGUGUCACCACAACUUCUCGAUGAUCCUACCUAUCCCGAAGACGCGAAAGAACGAGCAAAGACUAUUCUGUGCCAGUGUAAAGGAGGCAGCGUCGGCUCGUAUUCAGAAUCAGUAGGAAUCGAGAUCAUACGGAAACAUGUUGCUCAGUAUAUUCAGGACCGUGAUGGUAUUCCCUGUGAUUAUCACAAUAUCAUCCUCUCGAAUGGCGCUUCAGAUGGAAUCAAAUCCGUCCUGAAGUUAUUCAACGAGAAAAUAGACGGAAAACCAUCUGGCGUAAUGAUUCCAAUUCCACAGUACCCUUUAUACUCUGCUACUCUAGCUGAAUUUGGUUUAACACAAAUUGGUUACUAUCUAAACGAGGAAAACAAGUGGGCACUGGAUAUCUGUGAAUUAGAUAGAGCAUUGAAUGAAUCAAGAAGAAUCUGUAACCCACGUGUACUGGUUGUAAUAAAUCCUGGUAAUCCAACAGGACAAGUUCUCACACGUAGCAAUAUCGAAGACAUCAUCCGAUUUGCAUAUAAGAAUCAUUUGUUUUUAUUGGCCGAUGAAGUUUACCAGGAUAAUGUUUACGAUAAAGACAGUGCCUUUCAUUCGUUUAAGAAGGUAAUGACGGAAAUGGGAGAACCUUAUUGUAAAAUGGAGCUGGCUUCUUUUAUGUCGGUAUCUAAAGGUUACAUGGGAGAGUGUGGAAUUCGCGGAGGAUAUGGAGAACUGAUCAAUAUGGAUCCUCAAGUAAUGGCAAUAUUGUUGAAGUCGAUAUCUGCAAUGCUGUGCCCAACUGUUCUUGGUCAAGUAGUGAUGGACGUUGUCGUGAAUCCACCAAAACCACACGAGCCAUCCUACGAAUUAUUCCAAAAAGAAAAAGAAUAUACCUUACGCUCUUUAGCAGAGCGAUCUCAGUUGGUAGUCGAUACAUUGAAUAGCAUUCCAGGGUUUAAGGCAAAUCCAGCUAUGGGUGCAAUGUACGUAUUUCCGCAAAUCGAUUUGCCAAAGAAAGCAAUACAGGCAGCGGAGAAAGAAGGCCAACAGCCUGAUGUUUUCUAUGCUUUCAAGCUAUUGGAAUCUACUGGAAUAUGUGUAAUACCCGGUUCCGGUUUCGGACAACGACCCGGAACGUAUCACUUUAGGACCACGAUUUUGCCGCAGAAGGAGAAAAUAAAAGCGAUGCUCGAAAGUUUGAAACAGUUUCAUAUUAAGUUCCUUGAGGAGUACAAAUAAACAUACGAUGGAAAUUUUUAUACAUUUUAUUUCGUUUCCAAAGUGCCAGGAUUACGAUAUCAAAAUCACGAGGAUCAGUAUUACAUCUUGUCGAAAUUAUCUCGGAUUUAUUCGAAAGAAUUAUUAAGAAGACAUUAUUUUGCAGUUUCUAAUAAGAAAAUUUGAAAGGAAUUUUUGAAAUUACAUUACAUCCAUUAUCGAUCUAGUAUGGAGUGGAUUAUGAUUUUACGUAAACGUAUUAUAUAUAUGAAUGGAAUUCAUGAUUCAUCGAAUAUUUGUAAAUAGCAUGGAUUUAUAAUUAUAUUUAAGAGAUUGUAUGAUGUAUGAAUCAAUGAGAUUCUUUUUCCAGAAUUGUAAAGAUUCAUGGUGGGUGACUGUGUAUGUGUAUCAUAGUAAUUCGCAAAUAAUUGAGGAAUAUGUUCUUUUACAAUAUCCAUAACGAAAUUACCAGAAUAUAAUAUACACUAGCGUAGCUAAGGAGGUGGCGGAUUUUAUUUAUAUUAAUUUGAUAAGUUUUAUUAUUUAGUUAGUUUUUACUUAUUAUCAUUAUGUCAAUUGACGAAACAACAAUUGUCAUAAAUUUACUUUUUAAUACGUUCAAAUCUUCCAUUAUUUUUGGUCUCUUGCAAGGAGCGACAAAAGGAACCGCUCCGACUAGUAAAGGCUUUAUUUACGCCACAGGUUAUAUAGAAAUUACAUUGCAUUUUAUAUUCAAGCAGAUAAUAUCUAAAUUAUUUAUUUAUAAAUGCUGAAGAUUAUAAAUAAUAUUUCUGGUAAAAUAAUGUUGUUAGUAGAAGUAGAAUAUGUAGAUAAACCUAAAUAUGAUUUAACAUACGAUUAUGUACAAAUUAUUCGGUAUUCACCCACCAGAAAAGAUUUAUGUGUUCACCUUUGUCCAAGAUCCUCGAUAUUAAUAAAAAAUUACACGCAGCAAUUAA